UUGCCGUGGUGGAUUGGUCUGUUAACGCGCGCAGAGAUUACUCCUGAUAAAUACGGACAGAAAGACAGAUUGAUUUGCCAGAUUUGGAGGGCUGUAGUAUAAUUUAUAGCUUGGGAAUUUCAGGGGGUUCCUCAAUUGAUUCCCAUUGUUGGAUCCAAUGGCUGAAGGGACUGCGCAAUCUCGUUAUGUGAAGCUUACGAAGGAACAAGCUCCCGUGGAUGAAGAAAUUACUCCAGGGGAGCUCAAUCAGCCCAUUCAGGUUCCUCAGUUAAAUGUUCACCGGUGCAGUGAGUGUGGUCAGCCCCUUCCUGAGAGCUAUGAGCCUCCCGCAGAUGAACCUUGGUCAACUGGGAUAUUUAACUGUGCUGAGGAUACAGAUAGUUGCUGGACUGGACUUUUUUGCCCUUGUGUGUUGUUUGGGCGUAAUGUGGAACGCCUGAGAGAAGAUAUCCCCUGGACGCAGCCAUGUGUUUCUCAUGCCAUUUGUGUUGAAGGUGGAAUUGCACUAGCUGCAGCAACAGCAGUCUUCCAUGGUGUCGAUCCAAGGACAUCAUUUCUCAUUUGUGAGGGUUUGAUGUUUACUUGGUGGAUGUGCGGCAUCUACACUGGUCUUUUCCGACAAUCAUUACAGAAGAAAUAUCAUCUCAAGAACUCCCCUUGUGACCCAUGCAUGGUACAUUGCUGCAUGCACUGGUGCGCAUUGUGUCAGGAGCACAGGGAAAUGAAAGGACGCUUGUCUGAUAAUCUUGCAAUGCCUAUGACAAUUGUCAACCCUCCUCCAGUACAAGAAAUGAAUGCAAAUGAGAACCAGGAGUCUGCAUCUGCCGAAGCAAAUGGUAGUGAACACUCUAAUUUGGAGAUGCAGGCCUUGUAGGAUUCAGAAUAU
Messenger RNA from Telopea speciosissima, 886 nucleotides. Its product is annotated as cell number regulator 6-like. Lineage: Eukaryota; Viridiplantae; Streptophyta; Magnoliopsida; Proteales; Proteaceae. The record is from RefSeq and is a predicted model, not a curated record. Bases 158 to 874 code for a protein of 238 amino acids. The transcript has 4 exons.